This is a messenger RNA of Xyrichtys novacula (pearly razorfish), 13246 nucleotides long. NCBI's taxonomy places the organism in Eukaryota, Metazoa, Chordata, Actinopteri, Labriformes, Labridae. The record is from the annotation of a GenBank genome assembly.
GGUUUAUUUUUGGAGGGGUGGGGGAGUUUAGGGUGGUCGUGUGACGCGGAGCAGCGACACACGUGGCUUCUUGGUCUGUGCGUGAAGAAACAAAUGGAGUCCACGCAGCAGCAGCAGCAGCAGAACGGGCCACCGGUGCGGCGGAGGCGGCGCGUGCGUUGCGAGAGCACAGGUGAGGUCUGGAGCCACGAGGUCAAAGAGAUAACUAACCUGCAUGCUCUCUCUCUCUCUCUCUCUCUCUCUCUCUCUCUCUCUCUCUCUCUCUCUCUCUCUCUCUCGUUAUCACAUGUUGACCUCUGCCACUGUUGCGGGGUUUACACAGACUUGCAUCGAUUUCCCAAAGACUUUAAAGGGAUAUUCUGCUGUAAAAUUAAUUCAGGGUCAAACCCACCGUAACACCGAGUCAGACCCCCCCUCCAGAGAUGAAUGUUGUCGACCUCUUGCUUCUCUAGUUAUACCAACUUUAGUAACCCCUCCUGGGGAUCCCAAGACUCACCCAGGCUCUGGAUCCACCCCAAGAUCUCCUCCUAGUUUUGCGGACCCUUAAAGGGGUGUGUAAUUUUGGGUUGCAUGAGUUAAAGGCUGUGUCCUAAAUGGAUCCCUAACUCCUCUAUAGGUGACUAUAUGGGGCUUAGGGGCCAUUUUGAGGGGUGUCCGAAACCUCAGUUAUCAAUUCCAGUGCCCCAUAUAGGUGACUCAAUAUUUCCCAUAAAGCAUUGCAAAAUGUAGUGACCAUCCAAUGGUCACUCAACGGUGGUGGGCAUCCCGUCAUGCCGUGUAGUGUCCAAAACCUCCGGUAAUUGAGUUCACUACAUAGUCAGCGUCUCGGUCUGAUUGUAUUUCCAUGAAGAAAUGAUCAUAAAUGUUCUUCCUUGAGCUGCCGCACCCCGCUGUAGUCCGUAAUGGACUGGCCUGAGGUCUCUCUACAAACAAGCGUCUGCUGGAAGAGAGUAGGUGAGUUGUGUUUAGUCUCUUUGUUAAAGAAAUGAGUCAAAGUUAAAAAGAUGUUUGGUGUCUAGUACUAUGUCUGUGACCCUAUAUGUCCUGUUGAUGAAGUUAGGUGCUGUUCUGAGCAUUAUUUGUGGCUAUAGAGUGGCGUUUUGGUUGAGGGCGUGGCUCUCUGUAUUACUAUCCUGCGGUCGUUACUAAAGUUGGUAUAACUAGAGAAGUAAGCGGUCGACAACAUUCAUCUCUGGAGGGGGGGUCUAACUCGGUGUUACGGUGGGUUUGACCCUAAAUUAGUUUUACGCUGGAAUAUCCUCUUAACGCACGACUCCUGUUCUCUGUAACCAACUCUGACUCACAGACCCUCAAAUCAACCUAAAUGAACCUGCAGCAGUGGAGAUUCUGUCCUAUUACGUCUGUCACUCACACACACACUCUCAGAAACAGUGUGUGAAGCUCUUUCUGCUCUGAGCCAAGUUUCCUGGAAAGUAAAGAGUGUUUACACGCUCAUUAGAAACCUGGUGUGACUUUCAGACGGGAACAUGAAAAUCAGGGUUAUUUAUAUCUGAUCUGGGCUGUAUCCAGGCGUCUGAUCCCCUCUCUGCAGCUGUAACUUUACUUCUCAGCGCCCCGGUCUCUGUAAACCCAGAUCAGGUAUCAGGUAUGUGACAGCUUCAGAACUGGAUGAGUGUUUACAUGGUCAGGAUUCCCCAUGAAAACCAGGGGAGCCGUGCACUCUCAAAUACUGGAAACGUGCAAAUAUGAGACUGUAAGAGUUAGGGGUGGGAGAAAAAAUCGAUUCACAGAAGUAUUGGAAUUUUUUUGUUUAGCAAUUUUUAAAUGUUUUUUUUUUUUUCAAGUUUGAGACUAAAGCUCCUUUCACACCGGGAGCGUUUUUUUCGUGCGAUUAUUUCAGACGUCAAUAUUUUUUUUGAAACCGUAUCCUGUCAAUACAAGCGUUCACAUCAGCGGCGUUUUCCCGUCCUGUGAUAUUCCAGCAUUUAUUUUUUCGGAUCACGGUCACAUUUUAUUGAGAUGAGUACACAGUCUUCGUCAUAAAUGCAAUGAUACUAACACUUGGUGUAAUAAUUUCUUUCAGUUUUCUGCCUUGGUUUCCUCAUUUUUAGUUUUCAAAGAAUUCUCAUUUCAGUGCAUCACCACGUUCUCUAACAUAAACUGUGUUCGGCUAUAGAGGGUCGUUUUGGUUGAUGGUGUGCACCUGGAUUUUGUGGAUGUAAAAAAUGUGCCGAGGCUCAAAAAAGGUUGAAAAACUGGAAUAGAGGACACUCUGAUUGUCAGCCGACCCCUAGAUUUGAAGCUCCAAACGCUGAAUCCAAGUUCUCUUUUCAGAGCUGAUAUUGUAAACAAACCGAGAUUAUAACAUCCUGAACUCUGCAGAUUUAAUCAGAGGCUGUUUAUCCAAUCAGGAGGAGUCAAAGUUUGGUAAAUAUGGAGGAAAGUUUCCCACAAAGUCACACGAGGCUCUUAAAAGCAGAAAUCCCACAGCGCAGAAAAAAGAGAGAGAGGGAGAGAGAGAGAGAGAGAGAGAGAGAGGGAGAGAAAAGAGAGAGAGGGAGAGAGAGAGAGAGAGCGAGAGAGAGAGCGAGAGAGUGAGUGAGUGAGUGAGUGAGUGAGUGAGUGAGUGAGUGAGUGAGAGAGAGAGAGAGAGAGAGAGAGAGAGAGAGAGAGAGAGAGAGAGAGAGGGAGUGGACUCCGUUUAGUUGCAUCACCUCCAGGUCACAUGGUUACGACUUUGACAGAUGUGUGUCUUCACAUACCGCUGCAGAGAAACCAAGAACACACACACACACACACACACACACACACACACACACACACACACACACUCCCUUAAACAUUCCCACACACACACACACACACACACACACACACACUCCCUUAAACAUUCCCACACACACACACACACACACACACACACACACACACACACUCACUCCCACACACACACACACACACACACUCAUAUGGCUGUGCUGAUUUAUCAUGUGACGAGUCAUCAGAUCAAACUUCUGUCCAGCUGCUCUCUCUCCGGUUCAGCGGCGCACACUUCCUGAUUGCCGGGUCAAAGUUAAGAUUCGAGCUCCGUGAUUGGUUGAAUAUAUGACCUCAUAUCUGGGUUUUACUUGGGCAGUGGAGGUGAUUGACAGGUCAGUGAGCCAAUCGGAGUCUCUCAGCAGGUGUGCUGACUGACAAACGAGUCGAGUCUCCUCCCCCGCUGACAGCAUGUGAGACGGUUCAAAAUCUGUACGCUCACCUGGAGGGCUCCUCUUUCCUGUGUGCUGCUGUCACACACACACACACACACAGAUACACACACAGAUACUCACACACACUCACACACAUGUCAGAAACACGGAGCAAACUCACCCAAAAUCCUCUGGAGAAGACGUGGGUGCCAUGGAUGAAGAGCAGGCUGAGCCAACGCAGAGGCUGUAAGUACAAACACACACUGUCAGUGACUGACACUAAUGCUCUACAUGACACACACACACACACACACACACACACACACACACACACACACACACACACACACACACACACACGGAAACCACAUGACAGGUUGGUUCUUGUUCUCUGAGGAGACAGUUUAAGGAGAGCAGAGCGAUGUCUGUGUGUGUUUGUGUCGUCGGUUCAGAGGAGCGCGGCGUCCUCCUCCUCUGUGACAGACCUGAGGGACGUUCACCCCAGAAGUUCACCAUGGAGCCACGUGGACUCCAAACGACUCUAAAACCAUCUAAACUCUGGGUUCUUCUGCUGCAGCUCUGCAGAAAUAAUCUGCAGAAAUGUUUGGAGUCUGAACUUCUGCUGGAUUUGAAGAAGAAAAAGAGGAGAUUCUCGCCUCUGAGAGUGGAAUGGUGGAGUUUCCUCAGACUCUGGUGUAGAUCCAGUUUUAGGCUCAUGAUUAAGAUGGUUUUAUAAGAGUGUGUUUGGUUUCAUUUUGACGGAGACUCUCUAGGCUUUCAUUCAAGCUCAGUUAUGAAUCCUUCUCACGAACACAGAGGGAAUCUCUGUGAUAUCCAGAAACACCACAGACACACAAAGACUCUGAGGUUUCAGGAAAAGUAUAAUCUACACAAACUUAUCUUUUUAAGGUGUUGCUGUGAGUCACAUUCACAUGUUUGUGACAGAGCUGAAAAAACUGUAAAAGCAAAAGUUUGAAAAAAACAUUUAGACACAGAUUUAAAGUGCGUUGUGAUUGGCUUAAAAGUGAGGGUGAGUCUUUGACCUGAGCCGUAAGGAGAGACUCUGGAUUUACGGGUCGAUCUACGUGCCGAUCCUCACCUAUGGUCAUGAACUUUGGGUAAUGACCGAAAGAACAAGAUCGCAGAUACAAGCGGCUGAAAUGGGUUUCCUCCUCAGGGUGUCCGGGCUCAGCCUUAGAGAUAGGGUAAGGAGCUCGGACACUCGGGAGGCGCUCAGAGGAGAACCGCUGCUCCUCCACGUCCAGAGGAGUCAGCUGAGGUGUUAGGACGCCUUCUGGACGCCUCCCAUUAGACAUGCUAGAGAAAUUAUGUCAAUAAAGUCGAAAUAUUGAAAUUACAAAAUGUUGAAAUGUCGAGAUUUAAAAAAUAAAACAUUUUGAGAUUAAAUUCAACAUGAACAAAGUCAAAAUUUUGACUUUUUAAAAUUUCGACUUUAAUCUCAUAAUGGAAAUUAAAAAAUCUCCUCCUGUAAUGAUUUUUGUGACCCUGAUCCUCUUUCGUACUCGGUGUUUGUCGUCAGUUUGGGAUGUUUCCUCUUGAUUUGUAGGUUUUGUCUCUUUAGUGAAGUUUAAGUCACUUUAAAGGGUUAAAUGUAAGAUAAGGAGGUCCAGCUACACACUGACAUUUGUUAAUCCUAAUCUGAGAAGUAAACACUACAAGUUUAAGACGAGUGGUUGGAUUAGGAGGUGAAAUCCCAGACUUGGCUGUCUCAUUACUAUUACAGAACGUUUCCAGCUGUGCAAAGGAAAUAUUGAUAAACCGUCUUUAAUUCCAGUUUUCCUGAUCGAUAAUGUUUUUGUUACCUCUCAGACUCGUUCAUUUCUGACUCGGCAGGUCUUCGACAUCGUCUCUGGUCAGCUCAGGUUUGACGGUCUGUUUGUGUGUUUCAGCGUCGGUGCCUCAGUUCACCAACUCUCCCACCAUGAUCGUGAUGGUGGGACUCCCGGCGAGAGGGAAGACCUACAUCUCCAAAAAGAUGACCAGAUACCUGAACUGGAUCGGCGUCACGACUAAAGGUCUCACCUGAGUCCUCCUCCUCAGUGGUUGUGGUUUUGUCCUCUGAACCAGUUGGAUAGUCCUGACCUCCUUCUCUGUGUUUUAGUCUUUAACGUGGGUCAGUACAGGAGGGACGCCACGCGCAUCUACAACAGCUUUGAGUUCUUCAGACCGGACAACACCGAGGCCAUGAAAAUACGCAAGUACGAACCUCAGCGCCAUCUUUAGGUCAUGACUCACAGAAACAUGUCUGAAAGAGGAUUGUCUGUGUGUCCGUCAGGGCCUGCGCCAUCACCGCCCUCAAAGACGUGUGCGACUAUUUCACCAAGGAGCUGGGUCAGGUGGUGGUGAGUGAAGUCCGUCAUUUCUGUGAAGUAUGACUGCGCCGGCGAAACCUAAACUUCACCGCUCUGUCUGAUUUUGAAGGUUUUUGAUGCCACCAACACGACCGCAGAGCGCCGAGAGCUCAUCCUCUCCUUCGCCAAGGAGAACGGCUACAAGGUCUGUCUUUUUAUUCUUGAUUUAAACUGUUUAAAAAACAUAAAUGUAUGUAAGUUUCUCUGUUUUUGCCUCAAACGUCCAGGUUUUCUUCGUGGAGUCGAUCUGUGACGACCCUGACAUCAUCGAAGAGAACAUUAAGGUGAGAGAAAUCACGGCGCCGAGCCAACAGCAGCGUGAAACCAGCGUGUGCUCUGUGGUUUGUUAUUGGAGGAACAGGCUGACCUGAAACAGAGUCGAGUUUCUCAGGUGGUCGAGUUUGAUCCAGGAGGGUCUGUUUGGACAUCUGGAGGGCCGCCGCCCUCCUCCUCCUCCUCCUCCUCCUGCUCUCUCUCCAUGUUGUUCUUCUCUUCAGUUUUCCUAAUUUCACUUUGAAACCGUCUGUAACGUCCUCAGAGGAGAUGAGCGUCCUCUUUGUUUGUAUUUCUCUGGAAUAGUUUGGAUAUCUGCUGACUUCCUGUUUACUUGAUGAAUAAUGAAAACAGACACGGGCUUUUCAGAGUUAUCUCCAUGCUGUUGCUGUUUGACGGACGGUGUGCUGCGUUCAAGUGCAGCUUAUUGGCCCUAAAGAGGCGAUACAACAACCUGCCCCAGUUAAAGUUAACCCUUUAAGUCAGUUUGAUGUUUCUCUUGUAGUUUAGUGUCCAACUGCACCAACCCUAAAGGAGAAGAAAGUGAAUCUUUACAUUUUAACCCGAGAACACCAUCGCCUGGUGAUUUUAUCCAAACCUGUUUUUAGGUGAUCUUCAUGAUGUUGUGUUUGUCUGAGUAUCUUCAGUGUUUCGUUUGACGUCUUUGAAGACAGAUUUGUUUCUCUGAUCCUAAACCUGUUUUUUCCUCCAGACUCGUGUUCACAGGCUGAUGUUAGUGAUGGAGGGUAAAGUAGGUUUGACAGCUGCAUGUAGAGAAGAAGGUCAGUCAGAGCGGUCCUGGAGUUUACAUGAUAUCUUUUUUGCAGAGUUAAAAAUAAAGAAAACGACUUUAAUUUGUCAUGUAUUCUCCUAUUUUGAUGAAGUCCUUUUUCUUGGGUUUAUUAUUUCAGGUAAAAAUCACCCGUUGAUAUUGAUGGUGUUACUAAUUUUAGCGGUAGUGUUCUUGGGUUAAGCAGCUGAAGGAAGAUCUCAGGACACGGUCUCAGCGGUCUGCCUCCCCCAGCCUAGACUGGGACUCUGGGUUCCUCCUCUCCGGUCAGAGCCUGGGAUCAGUCUUAAUUUUCCACUCUCCCCCGCACUGUCACGCCACAGGGACUUGUUGGAGUUCUGUUCCCAGUCUGUCAGGUUUUACUGAGCUGCUGCUGCUCACAGAUGUUCCCCUCCUCUCUUCUGCUGAUUCAGUGUUCACCCGACAACACCAAACAUUGAUAUAGAUGCUCUAGAAGCUCUCGUCACACUCUUCAUUCGGUUGUAAACAUUCGACAUAGAUACUUAGAUGCUGCUGCAUGAAGCCUGAAAUGACUCCCUCAGUGUCUCUGCCUCUCAAACAGCAAGUGAAGCUGAGCAGUCCGGACUACGUGGGCUGUGACAAAGAGGAGGCCGUGGCGGACUUCCUGAAGAGGAUCGAGUGUUACAAGCAGACCUACGUCCCGCUGGACGACGACAAAGACAGGUGAGAGAGUCCACAAUGUCAGAGUCUGUCCAGAGUUUCUAUUCCUGUCCUCUCUGGAUGAUUUUCCGACGUUCAGCUCCAGAGUUAUUUUAAUGAGGUGAGAGAGGAGCUGUGGUCUGAUGUUCAUCUUGGAUGUCACGUUUUCAUAGUUUUCAACGAUUUCACGUCUCCAAACCUUCGUGGUUUUAAUAAAUGAACCUGUCCGGACUUUAAAGGACAGUUUCAGAUGGUCCAACAGUUCUUACAGUCUGACUUUAGUGAACCUCAGAGUUAUUGACCCGAGACUCCACCAACCGUUUACUGUCGUGAUUUUCCUCCAUCGUCUUCUCGUCUUCAGGAGUUUGUCCUACAUCAAGAUCUUUAACGUGGGCAGCAGGUACCUGGUGAACCGAGUCCAGGACCACAUCCAGAGCCGGAUAGUUUACUACCUCAUGAACAUCCACGUCACCCCAAGGUCCAUCUACCUGUGCCGCCACGGAGAGAGCGAGCUGAACCUGACGGGUCGCAUCGGGGGAGACUCGGGGCUGUCGUCUCGUGGAGCUCAGGUCAGGGUCGUCAGAUCUGUGUUUGGUGAUGAUCUGAUUCUCGGUUCUGUUUUUACUCACUGAUGUUCCGUGUGUUUGUGUGUCAGUUCGCCAGCGCUCUGGGUACGUACUUGCGCGGACAGUGCAUCAGUGACCUGAAGGUGUGGACGAGUCACAUGAAGAGGACCAUCCAGACGGCCGAGGCUCUGGGAGUCCAGUACGAGCAGUGGAAGGCUCUCAACGAGAUCGACGCUGUGAGUGGUGAAGCUUAUCUGUUCGGGAUGCAUGCUGGGAGAUUUUUACCGUAUUUACUGGAGUACAAUAGGACUAACUGGACUAACAGUCUAAUAAAGGACUUAGUGGAAAACCAGGAGCUGUGUGAUAGUCAGUGAACUCUGAUGUUUGUGUGUCUGUGUGUGUCUCAGGGUGUGUGCGAGGAGAUGACGUACGAGGAGAUCCAGGAGAAUUACCCAGAGGAGUUUGCUCUGAGGGACCAAGACAAGUACCGCUACCGCUACCCCCGAGGAGAGGUGAGGAUCAGAGCGGAAAAAAACAAGAAGACAAGAGGAGGUGUGCUCACUUCCUGUCUGCGUUUGUGUCUUUUUUUACCAUCAGUCAUACGAGGACCUGGUGCAGCGUCUGGAGCCGGUCAUCAUGGAGCUGGAGAGGCAGGAGAACGUUCUGGUCAUCUGUCACCAGGCCGUCAUGAGAUGUCUGCUGGCUUACUUCUUAGACAAAAGUGCAGGUGAAGAAAAAGCUGAUAGUUUUCAGAAAAACAUGAAUAUCAGAAGCUGCUAAUGAACAUUAAUAUUUGACAAAGUUUUGGCCAAUUGACUUCAAACUGACACUCAUCCUGAUGUUACACUGAAACAGAUCUGACUGUUCUUCCUCUUUUCUGUGUCAGGUGAGCUGCCCUACCUGAAGUGUCCUCUCCACACCGUCCUGAAGCUCACCCCCGUCGCCUACGGUCAGUCUUCAUCCAUCCUGAGCAGCACGACUCUUUGAACCUCGUAAACUGAAUCUGUUUCUGUUUGUGUUUCACUCUCAGGCUGUAAAGUGGAGUCUGUUUUCCUCAAUAUCGAAGCUGUCAACACGCACAGAGACAAACCCGUGGUGAGUCACUGAUGUCCCCCUUUAAAGCUCCAGUGAGGAGUUUUUUGGGGGGGCUUAUGAAAUAGACUUAAAGGGAUAUUUAUUAUUUAGGGUCAAACCCACCGUAACACUGAGUUAGACCCCCCUCCAGAGAUGAAUGUUGUCGACCGCUUGCUUCUCUAGUUAUACCAACUUUAGUAACGACCGCAGGAUAGCAAUACAGAGAGCCACGCCCCCAACCAAAACGCCACUCUAUAGCCACAAAUAAUGCUCAGAACAGCACCUAACUUCAUCAACAGGACAUAUAGGGUCACAGACAUAGUACUAGACACCAAACAUCUUUUUAACUUUGACUCAUUUCUUUAGCAAAGAGACUAAACACAACUCACCUACUCUCUUCCAGCAGACGCUUGUUUGUAGAGAGACCUCAGGCCAGUCCAUUACAGACUACAGCGGGGUGCCACAGCUCAAGGAAGAACAUUUAUGAUCAUUUCUUCAUGAAAAUACAAUCAGACUGAGAUGCUAAGACAGAAGAACUACAGCGUCUGUAAAAUGAUUAAUAUGGUGAUUAUUACUUCAAGGAAAUGAUAAAGAAAUGAUAAAGGAAUAUCCUUUUAAACUCAUGCUGAAGACUUUCCAUGACACCUAAAAACAAAUGAGGCCAUCUGUGACAAAACUGAUGAAUUUUAUAGCAAAACUUUAAAAUAUUCAAAUUUGACUGUCCAGAGUCACCAGGAGGAGAUUUUAUAGUUAAAAGUCACCACUUAAGAUUGGGAAUGACCGUUUUUGUCCACAUGGGGGCGCCAGAGUUGACACAGAAAGUUUUCUCUGCUGGGUUUUUGUGCGACUCCAAACUAUUCAGGAAAAAUACCAAAGUCACACGACAGAUGAAAAAACAGACAGACCAGAGUAUGAACAGACAAAAAACUGAUUUGAUUUUCUCAUUUCUCAGAACGUGGAUGUGGACAGAGACCCGGCGGAGGCUUUGGAGACGGUCCCAGACCAUAUCUAGACCUGGUUUCACCUCCAUCCAUCCUCAUGGACUGUGGCCUUUUUUUAAUUUAAGUAAUCCUAGUGUUCAUUUUCAUUCGCGUGGUCUGUGUUGUGAAAUGGUCGAACUUUGUGAUAACACUGUAUAAAACCCGAGAUUUCUCCAAUGGUAGCCUAUCUCCAUUGUAAAUGCACUUUAUAAUGAUGCAGGGCUCAGGCCCCGGGUCUGUGAUAUGAAGAAGAGGGGUCCUUCACUGACCAGACCACCAUAGGAAAUCUGAAAGUCGUUACUGUUUUGUUUUUAUCUUCUUUUUUCUUUCUUAAAGGACUAACCAGCGUGAAACUAAUUCAUUCAGUUUUACUCAAACUGACCUGCUGGUCUGAGCCAUUUUUCAGUUUUUCUGCUUUAUAUGAGAAUUCAGCCGACCUGUAAGCAGGUGAAGAUUCUGACCAGGUGUGUUUCUGUCACUUCUGAAAAAGAGGAAAUCAUUGAAGGUUUUCGAGACACUCGUGUGUCAGAUGAGAAGCCCUGAGUAAACUCUAAACACUCUGAAUAUUCGCUUAGCGUGGCACAAAGACCAGAGAAUAGUUGAAAUCAUAGCAUCAUGUUAAGAAACGCAAAUAUAAAAUGAAGCUGACAUGAGUGCCUUCAGCGUGUACUUUCACAGUGGCCACCAGGGGGCGACCCAGCUGUCAAAAAAGAGAUUUAUUUCUGAACUUAUCAAUAAUGAGCCCACCUCUCUGUGGAUCAUUAAAGCUAAUGAGAUUAUUUUUCAGCUGGUUAAAAGACAAACUUAGAUUAGAAAUGAAGUCCCUCUGUGACCUGAGAAUCAAACUACAGGAGGGACUUUCUCCAGGUGGCUAAGUGAUUGAAUCCACACUGAUAAUACAGCUCUUUUUCACCUGCUGUUUUACCCAUGAAUCUUAGAUUUCACUGUGAAAGGGAGCAGGAUUUUUCGUUUAAGAAAGUAGAGAAGAAAAUGGAUAAAAAUGAUCUUAAAAAGGCCGGAGAAAGCAAUAUAAAUCUAAAAUAAUGUGCAAAGCUGUUAAAUUUAAAACACGAACAGAGCCAGGUUACUGUUUCUUCUUAUUUCCAUUGUGUGUGCGAAGCCAAGCUAACCUCCCCGGGCUCAUGUCGACUAUUUACACACACACACACACACACAUGUGGAAUCAGUUGUUUCAGUCAUUGUGUAUGGUGUCUGUACUGUCACAGAGGUGCUGUGUAAUGUGCGGGUUUUCGAGGCACUGUUAACCCUUUGAGAGUCCAACCAGAGGGGACAUUUGGCACUUUAACUGCCCGACACCGUGAAGUGCCUCCUGGGUCGAAUUAACACGACUCCUCUAUGCAGCCUCCGCACACAGACUGUCGUAUGUGUCGAACCCUCAUCCGUCAUUCAGAUAAGAUACUUAAAGGGAUCUGGUGCAAUGUGUCAGUGUGUUUCUAAAUAUGACAACAUUUCAAGAUGGCUGACUGUAGUUUAGUGUAGCUGUGUUGUGAUCAGAAAACUUGGACUUGGGGUCAAAAUCUAGAACUUUUAUCACAGAGUCUGGGUUCAUACUGAAGAAGAUUAGGGUUGCUACAAAGAAAGAAGUCAACUCCAUACUCAAUUUUUCCUGUGUUUAGGGAGGGGGGUAUCUGAGUUUUAUGUAAGAAUUUUGACUCUUUUUCAGAAAUCUGUUUUUGAUCUCAGAAUGCAGAGCCCAGAGUCAAAAUUCCAACCUUUUUUUUUUUUUUUAAUUUUGUCUUCAUCUGUGGAAAGUGUUUUGGAACUCUAACAUUGAUCUCAGAAUUGUUACUUUUUCAGAAUUCUGUCUUUGAUCUCAGAAUUCCAGGAUCAAAAACAGAAUUCUAAGAUUAAAGUCAAAAUUCUGUUUUCAUUUGUGAAAAUAGUUCUGAAACUUGUUUUUGGAACUCUAACAUUGAUCUCAGAACUGUUACUUUUUUUCAGAUCUCUGUCUUUGAUCUUAGAAUUUUAAGUUCUAAGACAGAAUUCUAAGAUUAAAGUCUGAAUUUUGUCUUCAUUUGUGGAAAUCGUUCAGGAACUUUUAAUGGAACUCUAACAUUUAUCUCAGAAUUGUAACUUUUUUUCAGGAUUCUGCCUUUCAUCGUAUAACUCUGAUUUCAAAUUAUAUACUUUUUUAAAUUUUUAGUUUAAAGUCAGACUUUAGACUUUUUUCUUAGUCUUCUGAGAUUAAUCUCAAAAUUUUCAGAGAAAAAAAUAGUGGCCCCAGUCCUUUUCCAUAAGGUUUCAUGAAGCUGGUUCAGAUAAAUCUUUCACAGUUCUUUAUUGGGAAAAUGGCCCAUGUUAUGUUAACUGUAAGAAGUUUUUCUCUGUGACUAAAGUCUUUAUGAAGGUUUGGAAAAGGAAAAGAAGCUUAUUUUAUCCCCACCCCUCAUAUGGAAAGAUUGUCAUAUUGAAGGACUGAAGUUUCAGGGGUCAUUACUGGACUCAACAUGGAGAUUGGACUGAUAGAUACCAAAAGAUGUGUCCUUUCAGUUAAUAAGAAAAACAUAAAAUGUCCACAAACUCUGAGUAAGUUUAACAACAAGUAACAAAUAAAAAGUACACUGUGAGAAAUAUGGUGCUUUCCUCUUUUACUUGAGCUCUGAAUAUUAGACACUUGAAAGCAGAAUAACAGGAGUCAGUGCCUAAAAUGCCAAAAAGAUGCUUUAAUGACUCCAUGUCAAGGGGCUCAUAAAGCUGUUCUUGGUGUAUCUGGGGUUGAAUUAUCCUCUAGGUUUGUAAGAAAAGAUGAAGUUAAGAACAGCGUGCACUUUAAGGUUCAAUAAGCCCAAAUUUAAUUGUGCUUUCACUGAACUUCAGAAACUCUUUUCACUUUAACAAUUUUUAGGAUUUACUUCAAUCCAAAUAAAAAAGAUGUCAUCAAGAUGACGUCUGUCAGAGAGUUUGGCCCUGAAUCUAAGCAGCAAAAGAUUGGACUAUUUGGGUUUAUUUCAACAUUUUAAACUGAACCAGCUCCAUGACACCAGGAAACCUGAGUGAACCCACAGAUAUCCGGCCUAAAUUCUGCUUUCUGUUCCAGUCUCUGGAAGUGUGCAUCUACUGCAAAGUUCUAUAAAGUUGUGCAGAUUUUUUUUAUCCUCUGAGUGAGCAAUAGAAAAAAAAAACAUCUCAGGGGAUCCUUUUGUUCAAAAGAAGAGUAAAGACAUAAAUACCUGCAUGAAGGUCUUUCCACAUGAUGUGAUACUUGCAGCUAAAAGAAGGCGAGCUGUCCCUUUAAAACACUUUAAGUUCUUGUCAGCGGAGGAGAACCCAGAGUCAAAUCUGUGCAAUCAGCUGUGCCUGUCAUCGAAGCUGAAACCUUAAUGUCCAAGCAAUAAAAUAAAAAUGAAUUACUGAUGAA